UUAAUGAACAGGAAGAGAAAGCUUGGUCAACCUUCCAAAUUUGCUCUCCCGCACCCUCCCUAUUAAUACCCUCCCCAUCUUGCACUCCAAAACAGUCUUACCUACAGUUUUUCUAAUUCUCAGAACAUGGAGCAGUCUCAAGGAUUCAGAGCAUCCGAUCUUAUUCAGACAAUCUUAGCUGUUCUUGUGCUAGGAACGGUAAGUUUAAGGGUCGUAGAGUGCAAAGUAAAUUCUAGUGUUCCGGACGCCUUACACUACAGGGCGAUAAAUUGUCGAAAGCACAGUGCACUUUUGACGGAUUUUGGAGCAGUUGGUGAUGGAAAAACAUUGAACACUAAGGCUUUUAAGGCUGCAAUUGAUAGCCUCAGCAAGUAUGCAUCACAAGGUGGGGCACAGCUUAUUGUUCCUCCUGGAAAAUGGUUAACUGGGAGCUUUAAUCUCACCAGCAGCCAUUUCACCCUAUUUCUUCACAAGGAUGCGGUUAUUCUUGCAUCUCAGGAUGAGGCAGAAUGGCCACUUGUUCCCGCUUUGCCUUCUUAUGGGAGAGGAAGGGAUGGAAAUGGAGAUGGACGGUUCAGCAGCCUCAUAUUUGGUACAAACCUCACCGACAUCAUAAUCACUGGUAACAAUGGCACGAUUGAUGGCCAGGGUCAAUAUUGGUGGGACAAGUUUCACCAGGGCCAAUUCAAUGUCACCCGACCAUACAUGAUUGAAAUUCAGUACUCUAACAAAAUUCAGAUAUCUAAUCUUACUCUAAUCAACUCUCCCUCAUGGUUUGUCCAUCCGACUUAUAGCAGCAAUGUGCUAAUCCAUGGGCUGACAAUCCUUGCCCCUAUUGACUCUCCUAACACUGACGGGAUAGACCCAGAUUCAUGCACAAAUACUCGUAUUGAGGACUGCUUCGUAGUCUCAGGGGAUGACUGCAUUGCCGUAAAAAGUGGUUGGGAUCAAUAUGGCAUUAAAUUUGGAAUGCCCACAAAGCACCUAAUUAUCAGAAGGUUAACCUGCAUAUCCCCCGACAGUGCCACCAUUGCUCUAGGCAGUGAAAUGUCUGGUGGAAUUCAAGAUGUUAGGGCCGAAGACAUUACAGCCAUUAACACUCAAUCGGGUAUUAGAAUUAAGACUGCUAUCGGUAGAGGAGCUUACGUGAAGGAUAUCUAUGUAAGAAGAAUGACCCUCACAACUAUGAAGUGGGUUUUUUGGAUGUCAGGCUCUUAUAAUCAACACCCUGACACUAAUUUUGACCCGAAAGCUUUUCCGGAGAUUAAAGGAAUCAAUUACAGAGAUAUCGUGGCGACGAAUGUUACUGGUGCAGCAAGACUUGAGGGGAUUGCCCAAGAUCAUUUUACAGGAAUAUGCAUUUCUAAUGUGACUAUCUCAUUGAGUAAGACGCCAAAGGAAUUGCAGUGGAAUUGCACUAAUAUUGCUGGAGUGACAAGCAAUGUGACUCCUGAACCCUGCCAUUUGUUGCCCAAAAAGGAAAAAGUUGAUUGUGCCUUUCCUGAGGAUAGGCUGCCCAUUGAGGAUGUACACUUGAAGACUUGUUCUACUACGGAAACUGCCUAGGUGUGAGAGAUCAGAUUGUAAUUUAUAGAGAAAUCAACAUAUCUCCAACAUGUUGGUUCUCUAAAAUAACUGAACCUAGCAUGAUGAAAAUAUUUUCAAGUUUUUUAUUUUUCAUUCAGCUAGGCUUCAUCAUCAUUUUAAUUUUUUGUCGUCAUAAUUAUAUUUUUUAAGCAUGCAAGUGAAAAGGAAAUGAAAUAAAGUUGGAAAUUAAUGUUUU
This is a messenger RNA of Carya illinoinensis, 1783 nucleotides long. RefSeq names its product probable polygalacturonase. The record is from RefSeq and is a predicted model, not a curated record. The transcript is spliced from 6 exons. Gene Ontology annotation, molecular function: polygalacturonase activity. Gene Ontology annotation, biological process: carbohydrate metabolic process. Bases 127 to 1566 code for a protein of 479 amino acids. Lineage: Eukaryota; Viridiplantae; Streptophyta; Magnoliopsida; Fagales; Juglandaceae.